Messenger RNA from Lactuca virosa, 634 nucleotides. The record is from the annotation of a GenBank genome assembly. NCBI's taxonomy places the organism in Eukaryota, Viridiplantae, Streptophyta, Magnoliopsida, Asterales, Asteraceae.
CGCACGAAAGGAAAAGUUGGCAAAGUUGCGUUGAGUUAACGCACCGAUCUGAAUCGAUUCGAACCGGAAUCCCACCUUCUUUCCCGAAUCCUUUUUCAUAUGCACUACCUUCUCCACUUAUAAAUCGUCAUUCCUGUUUUUCCGACUUCUUGAUACUGCAAUUUGGGGAGCCUAUACAUAUUCGCAUCGAAGAUCAGUCAUGUCGUUCAGAUUCCGAGGAGGGUCGAAUGCUUCUUCUGGGAUGGGUGUAGCUGAGCACUGCAAAGGCACGUUUCUGGAACUACAAAGGAAAAAGGCUCACCGAUAUGCCGUUUAUGACUUUGACUUCGUGACUUCCGAUAACUGUCAAAAGAGCAAGAUAUUCUUCAUCGCCUGGUCACCUGAAUCUUCUAGGAUCCGUGCCAAAAUGCUUUAUGCAACAUCUAAAGGCCGCCUCAGACACGACUUAGAUGGCGUUCACUAUGAGAUUCAGGCUACUGAUUCUACAGAAAUGGAGCUCGAUGUGCUUAGAGAACGCGUCUACUGAUUUUUCUUUAUGCACUUUUUAAGCUAGCCUUUUAGUGUUUUUCGUGUUGUUUGUAACACAUCGUUAUACAAAUAUGCAUGGUUGUCUUGUGUAGUUUUUUAUGUAUAU